AUGGCCGCUGACGCCACGUGCAACGCCAGCACCAGCAGCGGCUGCUGCCGCUCCGACAGCAGGACGAGCGACGCUGCAGCCGCCGCUGCAGGCGCAGCAGCGGCUGCAGCGGCUACAGCGGCUACAGUGGGUGAUCUGCAUGGGAAUUUGGGAAAACUGCGUUCCCUCCUCCGGCGCAUGCAUUAUCCAGCAGCAGCAGUGGCAGCAGAAACGGGGUCCGAGUGGUGCGGCAGUGGCAGCGAGCAAGCAGCAAUCGUCUCAGGCGCUGUGGAUGCGCUUCUGCCCAUCCUGCACUUCGCCCUUUGCGACUUCAGCGCAAACGUGCACUCCUUCCUCCUCCGCAGAGGAUUCGAAUUCCUCUUCAAGUCUGACCGACGGUUCGUAGAGGAAGUUUGGAAAUUUCUGCGCCAGGAAUGUGGAUAUCGCCCCCUUCUGACUCCCUCUCAGUUCCUCACGCCUGCAGGAUUCGCAGAAAGGAAGCUGCUGCUGUGCUGCGACCUCCUCAGCAUCGUAAGGGCAAUCCACAAUCAAGUUCAGACGGAGAGGCGGAGAACGAAGCCUUUGCAGCAGUUGCUCGUGCGGCAGCCAGCUCUGCAGACUGCUGCUGACGUCCAUCAAGUUGCACUCCUGCAGCAGCAGCAGAACCCCCUCCGCCCUCCCCAAGAGGCGCUAGAAGCCGUUCCUCUUGGCGCGAGAGUGAGCAACAGCAGCAGCGUCAUCACCUUCAUGCGACCCCCGCCGAAAACGCAGCAGGCGCAGCAGCAGGAGCAGCAGCAGAAGCGCCAACAACAACACCUCGGAUCAGGCAGCAGGAGCGGCAGCGCCCCCACUGCAGCACAAGCAGCAGCAGCUGCUGCUUGUGCUUCCCAGGAAGCGCAGAGGGGUGUCUCUGCACGACUGCAGAAUGCUUCUUCCAUCGACACUUCCGCCUUACAGCUGACCUCGCACAUGCAGGCAGCCUUGGAUCAGGUAGUUGCUCAACUGAGAGCCCUCGAAGAACGCAUCAUCGCAAUCGAGAGGCAGCAGCAGCAGCAGCAGCAGACAGCAGCAGCAAGUGCAACAGCUGCAUUCGCAACUGCAGCAACAGCAAGCGCCUCAACAACAGCUUGCUCCGAACUACUACCACCUCCCCCCUUACCGUCACCCUCUUCACCACUAUCCGCAGAGACUGUUGCGCCUCCGGCUGUAUCGACAUUCGCCGAUAUGGCAGCUGCAGCGUCCUCAGACACGAAAGCUCCACCCUUGCCAGCAAGCACAGCUGUGCCCACAGACUCCACCGUCACAGAGGGCUCGGCUGCAGGCACAAAGGGGGGGAAUGGAGGGGGAGCUCCCUUCUUGGGCGCUGCCAUCAUAGCCAGCGGCAAUGCCUCCGUCGUGCCUGUAUGGCCAUCCUACUUGCAACUUUAG
Molecule: messenger RNA, 1407 nt
Organism: Cyclospora cayetanensis
Lineage: Eukaryota; Apicomplexa; Conoidasida; Eucoccidiorida; Eimeriidae
Product: centrosomal protein of 44 kDa
Exons: 7
Coding region: 1-1407 (468 amino acids)
Cellular component (GO): spindle pole; centrosome
Source: RefSeq, a predicted model, not a curated record